Molecule: messenger RNA, 3016 nt
Organism: Dromiciops gliroides (monito del monte)
Lineage: Eukaryota; Metazoa; Chordata; Mammalia; Microbiotheria; Microbiotheriidae
Gene: SRP54
Product: signal recognition particle 54
Exons: 16
Coding region: 251-1765 (504 amino acids)
Biological process (GO): SRP-dependent cotranslational protein targeting to membrane; SRP-dependent cotranslational protein targeting to membrane, translocation
Cellular component (GO): cytosol; signal recognition particle, endoplasmic reticulum targeting
Molecular function (GO): 7S RNA binding; GTPase activity; GTP binding
Source: RefSeq, a predicted model, not a curated record
UUCGUUAGCCGGAAGGUUCCGUGGUAGUUAUUGGGGUUCCAGCUGGUCCAGCUUGUGUGGGUUCUAGUCGGAGAGGCGGAGGGUCUCGUUCCCAUAUUUGCUGUCAGAAAGUCGGGCGCUCAUUGUCCCAUUUCUGCCCGUUCCUCUCUCCGAGUGUCUCUUCCCUGGCGGAGCGGGGCGACUUCGGAGGCUGUGGCGUUUAAUCUGCCUGUCCAGAUAUCACCUUUUAAGGUUGUAUUAAACUGCCAAGAUGGUGUUAGCAGAUCUUGGAAGAAAAAUAACUUCGGCACUACGAUCAUUGAGCAAUGCCACCAUUAUCAAUGAAGAGGUUUUAAAUGCUAUGCUAAAAGAAGUCUGCACAGCCUUAUUGGAAGCUGAUGUUAACAUUAAGUUGGUGAAGCAGCUCCGAGAAAAUGUCAAGUCUGCUAUUGAUCUCGAAGAAAUGGCAUCUGGUCUAAACAAAAGGAAAAUGAUUCAGCAUGCUGUAUUUAAGGAACUUGUGAAGCUUGUAGAUCCUGGAGUUAAAGCCUGGACACCAACCAAAGGGAAACCGAAUGUUAUUAUGUUUGUUGGUUUGCAGGGUAGUGGUAAAACCACAACGUGUUCUAAGUUAGCCUAUUAUUACCAGAGAAAAGGUUGGAAGACUUGUUUGAUAUGUGCAGACACAUUCAGAGCAGGAGCUUUUGACCAGCUAAAACAGAAUGCUACCAAAGCAAGAAUUCCAUUCUAUGGAAGCUAUACAGAAAUGGACCCUGUGAUCAUUGCCUCUGAAGGUGUGGAAAAAUUCAAAAAUGAAAACUUUGAAAUUAUUAUUGUUGAUACAAGUGGCCGUCAUAAACAGGAAGAUUCUUUGUUUGAAGAAAUGCUCCAAGUAGCUAAUGCUAUACAACCUGAUAACAUUGUUUAUGUAAUGGAUGCCUCCAUUGGUCAGGCUUGUGAAGCACAAGCUAAGGCUUUCAAAGAUAAAGUAGAUGUAGCCUCUGUAAUUGUAACGAAACUUGAUGGCCAUGCAAAAGGUGGUGGUGCACUUAGUGCAGUUGCUGCCACAAAAAGUCCCAUAAUUUUCAUUGGUACUGGCGAGCACAUAGAUGACUUUGAACCUUUUAAAACACAGCCUUUCAUCAGUAAACUACUUGGUAUGGGUGAUAUUGAAGGACUAAUAGAUAAAGUCAAUGAAUUGAAGUUGGAUGACAAUGAAGCACUUAUAGAAAAGUUGAAACAUGGUCAGUUUACAUUGAGAGAUAUGUAUGAACAGUUCCAAAACAUCAUGAAAAUGGGCCCAUUCAGUCAAAUACUGGGUAUGAUCCCUGGUUUUGGAACAGAUUUUAUGAGCAAAGGCAAUGAACAAGAGUCAAUGGCAAGGCUAAAAAAACUAAUGACAAUUAUGGACAGUAUGAAUGAUCAAGAACUUGACAGUACAGAUGGUGCAAAGGUUUUCAGUAAGCAACCAGGAAGGAUCCAAAGAGUAGCAAGAGGAUCAGGUGUCUCAACAAGAGAUGUUCAGGAGCUUUUGACACAAUAUACUAAGUUUGCCCAGAUGGUGAAAAAAAUGGGUGGUAUCAAAGGACUUUUCAAAGGAGGUGACAUGUCAAAGAAUGUAAGCCAGUCCCAGAUGGCAAAAUUGAACCAACAAAUGGCCAAAAUGAUGGAUCCAAGAGUUCUUCAUCACAUGGGAGGUAUGGCAGGACUGCAGUCAAUGAUGAGGCAGUUUCAACAAGGAGCUGCUGGAAAUAUGAAAGGCAUGAUGGGAUUCAAUAAUAUGUAAAGAAGAUUCCUUAAGAUAAACUGACUCAGUUGGUGAUACUCUUUGCUGAGAUUUCAGAUUUUUUCCUCCCUCCCCUUUUUGUAAGGCAAAAGAGGUAUAUUCUCCCUUCCCUUUUCUCUUCUUUCCCCUACUUUUUUUUUGAGGGGGUUGAAGAAUAUUUGGGACUUUGAUCUCUUCAGACUUCUUUUCAGGCUUCUGAGUUUCUGGGAUUUUCUGGAAAUCACAUAUUUUUGCUUAAGAGAACAGCUGUCAUUAAUUUGUGUCUCAAAAUUUCACUUGCUAGGUGAAACAAAUCAUGAUGUAAAAUUUAGUAUUUAGUUUUUAGUUAUUUGUCUCAAAAGGUAACCAUUAUAUUUGUAAACAGUCUAAGUCGAUUGUUACAUGAUGUCGCAAGAAAAAUCCUGUAAAUAAACUUUAAAGUGGUUGUAAUCAAAGGGGUUUGUUAACUUUCUUUGUAGUUUGAAAUCUUAAUUUUCAGAAGUGGCAUGUGGAAAGGCAAAAUGUAGAACUAAAUACCAUGCCUCAAGAAUGCAGCUGUUUGUGGAAAAGAUGCUUAGUACCUUAACCAUGAAUUUCUAAAGUUGCAUGUAACACAGUAGAAUAAGAAAUUUUGCCAGAGAAAAUCACAACUUUAUCCAGUAAAUUUCUUCACAACAUAAAUGUGAGGUAUUGGUUGUAAUGAAACUAUAAAGCAGUAUAUAUAAUUGUCAGCUGGUGUUAACGUUUAAAGGCCAGCUCUGAUGUCGAAGUAUUAAAAAAAAAAAAGGCUAGAUGACUACUUAUUAGGUUAGAUAGAAGAUAGCAACAGUGAAACACUAAGAUUUCUUCCAGCUUUUAAGCCUUAACCGUAAUUUCUUUUAAAAAAUACAAUAACUGCUUAAAGAAAAAAAAAAAAACUGUUGAUGGUAAAUAGCUAAAACACAUGCUUUAUAGUGUGAAAAUAUUUAUAAAAUAUUAAGUUGAAAUUAUGCAUAUGUGCUCAAAAUAUUGAUCAGAACUCAGUAAAGUUGACUGGUUCUUUGGUUACCAUAGUGGAAUUGCUGCCUGGUCAGUUCAGAUUGUUUCAGUUGUGAAGACUAGUAAGACUACCAGAAAACUUCUUUACCUAUAAAUUAUUUUUUAAAAAUUAUUAUGAGCUUAAACAAACAUUUCUAUUUACAAAGAGCAGAAAGAAGAUUGUAUAUGAAACCAUGAAUCUCUUAAAUACAGCUUAAUUUUUUUGUAGGUAUAUAUUAAAAUGUCCCAAAAGUA